AAUCCCCUGCAUGUUUUCCUUACAUAUGUGGUUUCUAGAAAUGUGGGUUUUUCUCCUCAGUGUUUUCUAAUUGAAGCCAACUUUUUUUGGUCACCAUGAAAACAAGAUUCGCCACCGUGGAUAUCAGGGCAGUUGUUGCCGAGAUCAGUGCUAACUACAUUGGAAUGAGAGUGAACAACGUGUAUGACAUCGACAACAAGACUUAUCUCAUCCGUCUGCAAAAACCUGACAGCAAAGCUAUUAUCCUGAUUGAAUCUGGGAUUCGGAUUCACUCCACAGACUUUGAAUGGCCCAAGAACAUGAUGCCUUCGGGCUUUGCAAUGAAAUGUCGAAAACACCUGAAGUCCCGGCGGCUGACCCAGGUUAAGCAGCUCGGGAUUGACAGGAUUGUUGACAUCCAGUUUGGCUCAGAUGAGGCUGCCUACCACUUGAUUAUUGAACUGUAUGACAGGGGUAACGUCAUUCUCACAGACCAUGAGUACACCAUCCUGAACCUACUGAGGUUUCGUACAGCAGAGGUAGAAGAUGUUAAGAUUGCAGUUAGAGAGCGAUACCCUGUGGAGAGCGCCCGACCCCCUGAACCACUUAUCAGUUUAGAGCGACUUACUGAAAUCCUCAGCAAAGCACCGAAUGGAGAGCAAGUCAAAAGGGUCCUGAACCCUCACCUUCCCUAUGGAGCCACUCUGAUAGAACACAGUCUGAUAGAGGUGGGACUGCAGGGCUCUGUCAAAGUUGACAGUCAAGUGGAUGCUGCCCAAGUUGCACCUAAAAUCCUGGAAGCCCUGCAGAUUGCAGAAACCUAUAUGGAAAAAACAGAAAACUUCAGUGGCAAAGGCUACAUCAUUCAAAAGAGUGAGAAGAAACCAAGCUUAACUCCUGGCAAACCCAGUGAAGAACUGCUCACAUAUGAUGAAUUCCACCCAUUCCUCUUUGCCCAGCAUGCAAAGAGUCCCUAUUUGGAGUUUGAUACUUUUGAUAAGGCAGUGGAUGAGUUCUUUUCCAAGAUGGAGACUCAGAAGAUUGACAUGAAGGCCUUGCAGCAGGAGAAACAGGCUAUGAAGAAGUUGGAAAAUGUUAAGAAGGACCACGUUCAGAGACUGGAGGCCUUGCACCAAGCACAGGAGGUGGACAGAAUAAAGGGUGAACUGGUGGAGAUGAACCUGCCUGUGGUAGAGAGGGCGCUGCAGGUGGUGCGCAGUGCACUGGCGAAUCAGGUGGACUGGACUGAGAUCGGCACUAUCGUCAAAGAGGCACAAGCUGCUGGUGACCCGGUGGCCUGCGCCAUCAAGGAGCUGAAGCUGCAGACCAACCAUAUCACCAUGCUUUUAAAGAAUCCAUACAUUUCUGAGGACGACCAAGAAGAGGAAGAGAAAAAAGAUGUAGUGGAGGAGAAAGGGAAGAAAAACAAAAAUAAGGACAAAGGACAGAACAAGAAGUUGCAAAGGAACAAGCCCACGUUAGUAGAUGUGGAUCUUGGCCUGUCAGCAUAUGCCAAUGCCAAAAAGUACUAUGACUUCAAACGCACUGCUGAAAAGAAAGAACAUAAAACUAUUGAAGCAGCAGGUAAGGCUAUGAAAUCUGCAGAGAAAAAAACACAGCAGACACUGAAAGAGGUUCAGACUGUGACCACCAUUCAGAAGGCCAGGAAAGUCUACUGGUUUGAGAAGUUUUUGUGGUUCAUCAGCUCAGAGAAUUAUCUCAUCAUCGCAGGAAGGGAUCAGCAGCAGAACGAGAUUAUUGUCAAACGCUACCUCCGGGCGGGUGAUGUUUAUGUUCAUGCCGACCUCCAUGGAGCGACUAGCUGCGUCAUCAAAAACCCCUCAGGUAUCCCCAUUCCUCCUCGUACCCUGACAGAAACUGGCACUAUGUCUGUGUGCUACAGUGCUGCUUGGGAUGCCAAGAUCAUCACCAGCGCUUGGUGGGUUCAUCAUCAUCAGGUGUCUAAGACGGCUCCCACUGGAGAGUACCUGACCACUGGAAGUUUCAUGAUCAGAGGAAAGAAAAACUUUCUGCCACCCUCUUACUUGAUUAUGGGCUUCGGAUUUCUCUUCAAGGUCGAUGAGCAGAGUGUGUUUCGGCACAAAGGGGAGAGAAAAGUGAAGACUAUAGAGGAGGACAUGGAGGACGCCACAUCUAGAGCUGCCGAGAUGUUAGUGGAGGAAGAAGAGCUGAUAGGUGAUGACAGCAGUAAUGAAGAUCAGGGCGAGGAAAGAGCGGUAGGAGAUGGAGAGAUGGAAACGAUUAUUAAAAAGGUGGUUGGGGGAGAUGAUGGUGCAGGUGGAGAACUGGCUGCUGUUCCUGAGGAGGACAACUUGGAGGCAGAGGAAGAGAUGAGUGGAGAGGAAGACAGCGGGGAGGAAAAGGAGAUGAAGAAUGAGGAGAGCGAAGAAUUCAGCUUUCCGGAUACAACCAUCUCCCUGUCUCAUUUACAGCCCAGCAGGAAUACUCAGAACCCUGGUUUCAAAAAGGAACCAAGCACUCAGGUUGAGCUAGACUCACAGGGGAGGAAACACAUGACUGCCAAGCAAAGAAGAGAAGAGAAGAAGAAGAAGCAGAAACAGGAAGGUUGCGACACUGAGGAGAAGACUGAGGUGAAGACUGAGGUGAAGACUGAGGUGAAGACUGAGGUGAAGACUGAGGUGAAGACUGAGGUGAAGACUGAGAAGAAGACUGAGGAGAAGACUGAGAUUUCGUCUGCUGGAUCAGCAGUUGAUCAGGGAUCCAAAGGUGGAGGAGGUCCCUCCCAGCAGCCACCGAAGAGAGGUCAAAGGAACAAGUUAAAGAAGAUCAAAGAGAAGUACAAAGACCAGGAUGAAGAGGACAGGGAGCUGAUGAUGCAGCUGCUUGGGUCAGCAGGUUCCACUAAGGAAGAGAAGGAUAAGGGGAAGAAAGGAAAGAAGGGGAAGGGGAAAGACGAACCCGCUAGGAAACCAGCCCCUCAGAAACAACCCCAGAAACCUCGUAAUGAGGAGGUUGCUGCAAAAAAAGCAGAGCAGACGGUAGCAGUGGAGGGUGAUGAGGAGAAACAGCCUGUAGAGGAGGGAGUUCCUGCUGAACAGGAGGACAAGGAAGAUGAAGUGGACCAGGACAACCCCGGAGCAGAGGAAGCAGAGAAUCUGCUCACCUCUCUGUCGGGCCAGCCUCAUCCUGAAGAUGUGCUGUUGUUUGCAGUGCCAGUCUGUGCUCCAUACACUGCCCUUUCCAACUACAAACACAAGGUGAAAUUGACACCAGGGUCUCAGAAGAAAGGAAAAGCUGCACGCACUGCCGUUUUAAGCUUCAUGAAAGCCAGAGAUGCCUCAACCAGAGAAAAGGACCUGUUCCGCAGUGUCAAGGAUACGGAUCUAUCCAGAAACAUGCCAGGCAAAGUUAAAGUAUCUGCACCAAACCUGCUUGCUGCCAAAAAGAAAUAAGAGACGGGUGAACACAGAACUGUGGGACUCUGCCGACUUCGCCUACAUUUCAAGCAUGAGCGUUACGAGAUCUGAUCAUCACAGUACAGCUCCCUUGAAUGGAUAUCAAUCAUUUUUAGUUUAAAUAUUAAUUGUAUUUGUUGACCGACAGUUUGUUUAAAAUGAAAACAUGUAAAUUAAAAAAGCUGAACACAA
Molecule: messenger RNA, 3608 nt
Organism: Anoplopoma fimbria (sablefish)
Lineage: Eukaryota; Metazoa; Chordata; Actinopteri; Perciformes; Anoplopomatidae
Product: ribosome quality control complex subunit NEMF-like
Exons: 32
Coding region: 96-3413 (1105 amino acids)
Biological process (GO): ribosome-associated ubiquitin-dependent protein catabolic process; rescue of stalled cytosolic ribosome
Cellular component (GO): RQC complex
Molecular function (GO): tRNA binding; ribosomal large subunit binding
Source: RefSeq, a predicted model, not a curated record